Molecule: messenger RNA, 588 nt
Organism: Cryptomeria japonica (Japanese cedar)
Lineage: Eukaryota; Viridiplantae; Streptophyta; Pinopsida; Cupressales; Cupressaceae
Exons: 2
Coding region: 82-498 (138 amino acids)
Source: RefSeq, a predicted model, not a curated record
UACAGAAUAAGAAGAAACAUUAAUGGAGUGCACUAUGUGUGGGGAUGUGGGCUUCCAGAUCUAUCUAUUCCAGUGCACAAAAUGGAGUGCACUAUGUGUGGCGAUGUGGGCUUCCAGAUCUAUCUAUUCCAGUGCACAAAAUGUCUAGUUCGUUUCCAGCAUCAAUAUUGCAGUAGAGCAUAUUAUGAGAAUGUAUCAGUUGAGAUUAUGAGUGAAGUGUGUGACUGGUGCUUCACUAUUCAAGAGGAGGAUCCGGGCUCUGACGUUAAGCUUAUGAUGAGGGAUUCUGUUAAAAGAAUGAGAAGUUCUUCUGCGUUUGGAGAGUUUACAAACAUGACCCACAAUAGCAAAGGCAAGAGAAAUUUGAGAAAAUCUUGUGAUGAAAUUGAUGUAGAGAUAUCCCAAUUGCUGAAGAAGAAGAAAAAGCCUGAAUUAAGAGAAAGUAGGGAAAGAAAAAUUAAAAAGAGAUAUAAGCUUCUUGAUGAAAUUCUCUGUUGAUUGCAAUGAUUCUCAAUGCAUGGAAACUAUUUUGACUAUUUUGAUUAUAACAAUAUAGGAAACCUACUUUGCUUUGGAAUCAUCUUUCAU